GUUCGCUUCUUGGUUACAGUGGCGAAAAGGAAAACUGAAGACAAAAGAAAAAGAAAAAAAAACACAGAAAAGAAAAAAAAAACACAGAAAAGAAAAAAAAGCGGAGAUACAAGUAUCCUGAACAUGAUUGGUCUCUCUCCCAUCUGUGACCUCUGCAAUUUCUCUCGAGCAAAACCCUAAUUUCAGGUUUGGGGCUUCCUUCUCUCACUGUCAAUAUUGAUGCAAAUUUGUGAUUCUGUGAUUAGAAUGAGUGCUAAUGAUCAAACUCGAUCUGGCUCCGGCAAUGGAAACGGCAAUGGCAACGGUGAGGGUAUUCUCGGGAUUCCAGACGAUUUACGGUGCAAGAGAUCUGAUGGUAAACAGUGGAGGUGCACUGCAAUGUCCAUGCCUGAUAAGACCGUGUGUGAGAAGCACUACAUCCAGGCCAAGAAACGGGCUGCUAAUUCAGCUUUUCGAGCGAGCCAGAAGAAAGUGAAAAGGAGAUCAUCAUUAGGUGAAACAGAUACAUAUUCCGAAGGGAGAGUCGAUGAUUUCGAGAUACCAAUCACCAGCACUGAGCAAUAUAGUAACGGUGCUGCCUCUGCUUCCAAAAAUGAUAGCUUUAGAGAGAAGAGACAUGAUAAAAGCCUGAUUCGAUACGCGCCCGAGACACCUAUGAUGAGGAGUUUCUCUCCACGUGUUGCUGUGGAUUUGAACGAUGAGUUGGCUGGAGAUGCUGAAAUGUUUGAAGAGAGCUACAGAUCCUUUAGGACACGACCAACUGCUGCUAUAAACAUAUCACAGCAAAGCAUGAGUCCUAUGGAAUAUUCAGCAGCAAGCACAGAUGUGUCUGCAGAGUCUUUGGGGCAAAUUUGUCAUCAAUGCCAGAGAAAAGAUACAGAGAGAAUAAUAUCUUGCCUCAAAUGCAGUCAAAGAUCCUUCUGCGACACUUGUAUAUCGACACAGUACUCUGAGAUAUCACUUGAAGAGGUCGAGAGAGAUUGUCCUGCGUGUCGUGGUUUGUGUGAUUGCAAACACUGCCUGCGUGCUGAUAAUACAAUAAAGGUGCGGAUCCGGGAAAUACCUGUUUUGGACAAGUUGCAGUAUCUUUAUCGUCUAUUAUCAGCUGUCCUUCCAAUGAUAAAGCAGAUCCAUGUUGAACAAUGUACAGAAGUAGAACUAGAAAAGAGGCUUCGUGGAGCUGAGAUUGAUCUUCUCAGGGCAAGAUUGAAAGCCGAUGAGCAGAUGUGCUGCAACGUGUGCCGGAUACCAGUUGUUGACUACUACCGUCAUUGUUCCAACUGCUCAUAUGACCUGUGCCUGAGAUGCUGUCAAGAUCUACGCGCUGAGUCUUCGGUUGAGAUUAGUGGCACUAACCAAAACAUAGGAGACAAAACAGGAGUUCCUAAACUAAAACUCAACUUUUCACACAAGUUUCCUGAGUGGGAAGCCAACGGUGAUGGGAGCAUCCCCUGUCCUUCUAAGGAAUAUGGAGGCUGCGGUUCCCAGUCUUUGAACCUCGCUCGCAUUUUCAAGAUGAAUUGGGUUGCAAAGCUUGUGAAAAACGCAGAGGAGAUGGUUAACGGCUGCAAGGUAUCUGAUCUUCAGAACCCUGAAUUGUGUGAUUCCAGAUUCUGCAAAUUGGCUGAGAGAGAAGAGAGCGGUGACAACUUUGUGUACAGCCCGUCACUUGAAACGGUUAAAUCUGAUGGAGUAGCUAACUUUGAGAAACAGUGGGCAGAGGGUCGGCUUGUUAUUGUGAAAAGGAUACUUGAUGAGUUAUCUUUAUCUAGAUGGGAUCCUGAGACUAUUUGGAGGGAUAUAGACGAGAUCUCAGAUGAGAAACUGAAAGAACAUGAUCCAUUCUUGAAGGCCGUAAAUUGCUUGGAUGGGUCAGAGGUUGAUGUAAGACUUGGAGAGUUUACAAAAGCAUAUGGAGAUGGAAGAAACCAAGAGACAGGUCUUCCACUAUUGUGGAAGUUAAAGGACUGGCCGAGCCCUAGUGCUUCCGAGGAGUUCAUAUUCUACCAGAGACCUGAGUUUAUCAGAAGAUUUCCGUUUCUUGAGUACAUACAUCCCCGGUUAGGCCUUCUGAACGUUGCAGCCAAGUUGCCUCAUUACUCACUUCAAAACGAUGCAGGUCCAAAGAUUUGUGUGUCUUGUGGGACAUACAAAGAAACUGGUGCUGGCGAUUCAUUCACCAGUAUUCACUACAGCAUGCGAGACAUGGUAUAUCUCUUAGUGCACACAUCUGAAGGAAAUAAAUUAGAAAGUGUGAGAGAGACGAAGCCUGGUCCAGGAGAGCCCGAUGAGGAGAUGGGGGAAAAUGAGUCACUUGUUAGCCCUGAGGAAAAACAAAAGGACGCAGAGUUAGAUGAUCUAUCACUUGGUAGAGUCAAUACGGAGAAGAAUGAAUCUGAGAUGAUGUUGAGUGUCAAUCCAGAGAACAUAACGGAUCAAGUUCACAACAUGGAAUCCUCUUGUAUGUCUUUAUGUGCAGGAGGAUCCCAGUGGGAUGUGUUUCGACGCCAAGACGUUCCAAAGCUGGCCGAGUAUUUGCAGAGAACAUUCCAGAAGCCCGAUAGUUUUCAAGCUGAUUUUGUGUCACGUCCGUUGUAUGAAGGAUUGUUCUUAAAUGAAGACCACAAGAGACAACUAAAAGACGAGUUUGGAGUUGAGCCAUGGACGUUUGAGCAACGUCGUGGUGAGGCCAUCUUCAUUCCGGCUGGAUGUCCAUUUCAAGUCAGAAAUCUUCAGUCGAAUGUUCAGGUGGUGCUCGACUUCUUGUGCCCUGAAAGCGUUGGAGAGUCGGCAAGACUAGCUGAAGAAAUCCGGUGUUUACCGAACGACCAUGAAGCAAAACUUCAGAUUCUAGAGAUAGGAAAGAUAUCGUUAUACGCAGCGAGCUCAGCCAUCAAAGAGGUUCAGAAACUGGUCUCGGAUCCAAAAUUUGGAGCAGAGCUUGGUUUUGAGGACCCUAACUUAACCAAAGCAGUCUCCAACAACUUGGAUAAAGCAAUCAAGCGGCCGCAGCAAAUCACCUGCACGUGAUCAGUCGAGAUUUGUACAGUAGUAUUAACAUUGUUGUGACUUUAGCUUAAACUACUAUUCAGGAUUUGUAUGUAUCUGUGUAUAUGCUUUAUUGAUCAUUUAAUUGUAUGCAUGAGCAUCAUC
This is a messenger RNA of Eutrema salsugineum, 3153 nucleotides long. RefSeq names its product lysine-specific demethylase JMJ25. Gene Ontology annotation, biological process: regulation of transcription by RNA polymerase II. The record is from RefSeq and is a predicted model, not a curated record. Gene Ontology annotation, cellular component: histone deacetylase complex; chromatin. Gene Ontology annotation, molecular function: transcription coregulator activity; histone H3K9 demethylase activity; chromatin DNA binding. Bases 220 to 3030 code for a protein of 936 amino acids. Lineage: Eukaryota; Viridiplantae; Streptophyta; Magnoliopsida; Brassicales; Brassicaceae. The transcript has 14 exons.